Molecule: messenger RNA, 2269 nt
Organism: Capsaspora owczarzaki ATCC 30864
Lineage: Eukaryota; Filasterea; Ministeriida; Capsasporidae
Exons: 6
Coding region: 20-2269 (749 amino acids)
Biological process (GO): transmembrane transport; G protein-coupled receptor signaling pathway
Cellular component (GO): membrane; ATP-binding cassette (ABC) transporter complex
Molecular function (GO): G protein-coupled receptor activity; transmembrane transporter activity
Source: RefSeq, a predicted model, not a curated record
CGCUUGCGCUUCUCCGACAAUGAAAUUGCUUGGAGCAACUCUUCUGCUUCUACUCGCGCUGGCGAGCCAUGCAGCAGGCUACUGCUUCCCCGCAUCUGAACGCCGUGCCCUUCGGACGGACAUCGAACCCAUCAACGUGGUGGCAAACAACUGGGACUCGUCUGCAACAAGCGCCCUCAUUGCGAAAAUUCUGCUCGAGGAAAAACUAGGUCUCCCGACGAAUACGUUCACGUAUGACAGUUACGACGACGCGUUCGAAGCUCUGAGCUCGGGCACAGGUGACCUGCUCAUGGAAGCGUAUCCGUUGCGAGUGAAGGAACUGGUGGAUGUCUACGUCAAGCAACGUCGAACGGUCGAGAACGCUGGCCCGUCGGGCAUGACGGGAGAGACUGGCUGGUACAUUCCAAACUACGUCUGGGAAAUCAAUCCAGUCAUGGAGAGCUACAUUGCAUUUUAUGAUGAACGCAUCCAAUCCAUUUUCCACCUGGAUGUGAUUCCUGAAGGAUACCAAAUUGACAACACGACUCUUCGUAGUGCUGUGGACGAGAUCGAUAGCAUUCUUGAAGGCCCCGCAUGCAAUGCCGCACUCAACGCGUCGCUCGUCGCAGCCGAUUGCACCCUUGCUGUGGAAGCCCACGUGCAUUACCUUCGUGAGCGUGCCAACUUGAAGGAUGAGGGCGAACCAAUCACCUUUUGGACCAUGCCUGACGCGUGGGGCACGCUUGACCGCAUCAUUGUGCAAAACUUGAGCUUGAACUUUAACGUGACCUGCCCAAUUCCGCAGAAUCUUGGUGCCACAGACACGAUGAAUGCAAUGGUUGAAGUUACAAAGAACGCCUUCCUUGCUCGUCAACCAUUCAUUCAGUACUGGACCAAGCCGCACUUUGUCUUUGCGGACAUCUCUCCGGCGCUUCUUCGUCGAGUGCAGCUGCCCGAGUACGACUCGACCUGCAACGUCUCCAAUGCAUCGUACCGUUGCGGAUACCAGGACGAGCAAGUGCUGAAAUUUGUUUCUGCAGAGCUGGCUGACAAAAACUCUGUCGCAGACGACUUUGUCCACCACUUUACUUACACCUCACAAGAUCAGUCGAACAUUCUUGGCCAGGUGUUCUUCAGUGGCAAAACCCUCGAAGAAGCAACAUGCGAGUGGGUGAUUGCCAACUUCGAUGCCAUGUCAGCCAACAUGCCCGAUCCUUCGACCCUUGUCACGCCGACCAAGGUUUCCCCGGCGCUCCGCAUUGCAUUUAUCGUCGUUGCCGCGGCUGAAUUGGCGCUCUUCGUCCUAUUUGCGUUUGGUGUCAUCCGCUACCGUCGGAUUCGUGCCGUGCUCUCUGGUAGCCCCAAGUUCCUCUUCCUCAUGCUCGUCGGCGCCGCGCUGUCAAUGUUUUGGGUCAUCUUGAGCUAUCAGGAGGAAGUCACCUCGAAUCUGUGCGUUGCUCGUGUGUGGGCUCGCCACCUUGGAUUUGCCAUCAUCUUUGCCGCCAUCUUCCUGAAGACUUGGCGCAUUGCCAGCGUGUUCAACAUCAAGUCCAGCAAGGGUGGCCAGUUGACCGAUCGCGUCUUGCUCUAUCGCUUUUUGCUCAUCGUGGGUUACGCCACCGUCAACCUGGUCGCGUGGACAGUCUCCACCCCUCCAACAACUGGCACCGUCGUCUCCAACAAUGAGAGUUACCUUGUCUGCGAGGUCACUUGGUGGGACAACGCCAUCUACAUUGAAGAGCUUGUCGCCAUGGUGGCUCUUGGCUUGCUCUGCUACCGUGUUCGAAAGGCGCCGUCUGCCUUCAACGAGUCCAAGCACAUUGGCCUUGCAGUGUACAACUGGAUUGUGAUGGGUAUCAUUUUGCAAAUCAUCUUGAACUCGACGACUGGCACUGCCGACUUUUUCUUUGCCAUUCAAUCGCUCGAGGUUCUCGUGCCCGUUCCGAUUGCCGUGAUGAUUUUGAUGGCGCCGAAAUUCUACCUGAUCUUGCGCGGCAAGGGCAACGACGUUGCUACCAGCAGCUACCGCGGCUCCAAUCCCAACGGCAGCCACCCCAAGACCCCGUCCGCCAAUGCCGGCGGAAGUGGCAGCAACCAGAAGUCUGGUGACAUGGAAAUGUCGUCUGGCAACGAGAGCGAGAAUGGACGUACCGCGCAACUUAGUGGCAAGGCUGCUGUCCAAGAAAUCCGCUCCCUUCGCAACGAAAACACUCGCCUGCUCAAGGAAGUCGAGGCCAUGCGCACACAGCUGCUGCGCAUGCACAACCCUCACAGUGGAAAUGCCGUUUAG